Messenger RNA from Perkinsus marinus ATCC 50983, 2727 nucleotides. Its product is annotated as Glutamate--cysteine ligase catalytic subunit, putative. Gene Ontology annotation, molecular function: glutamate-cysteine ligase activity. Gene Ontology annotation, biological process: glutathione biosynthetic process. NCBI's taxonomy places the organism in Eukaryota, Perkinsozoa, Perkinsida, Perkinsidae. The record is from RefSeq and is a predicted model, not a curated record. The transcript is spliced from 21 exons. The coding region runs from base 1 to 2727 and encodes 908 amino acids.
AUGGGGUUUCUCGACGUGCAUACUCCCAUUGAUUUUGAGGAAGCGAAAAAAUACCAUGAGUCCAUCAAGACGGAUGCUAUAGAGCAACUGAUAAACGACUGGAAGCGGUCGAAGGACUGGAAGAAGUCUAUGGAGGAGCUCCAUUGGGGAGACGAGAUGGAGUAUAUGCUGACAUCCAUGCCCUCUGAUGAAAAGGCGCCUCCUAAGCCCUACUAUCAUGCUGAUAAGGUCCUUGAUAAGUUACAUGAGGUGGAUGAGGACACUUGGAAGCCUGAAUACGCCUCGUAUAUGAUCGAAGGCGUUAAGGUUCCCCCUCUGGUUCUCGUUGAGGACGAUAUUGCCAAGCAAGUUUUGUCCAGUCUUAUUUCUCGGCGGCGCACAGCAGAGGCGGCGCUGCCGGCUAAUGUUCAUGUUAUGAGCAUACCAGCGUUCCCUACAUUGGGUGCUGAAUACACCCAUCGUGGAGAGCAUCUCGAGGGGCCUACAGCUGAGAGUAUUCUCGUCCCGGAUGAGGUCAUCACGCCGCAUGUGCGGUUCCAGACUCUGACUAAGUCUGUUAGAGCUAGAAAGGGUGCUAAGGUUGCGAUAGCCCCACCACUAUACAAGGAUGUUAAUACUGUCUCCCAAGGUGGCAUUGAUUUUGAUCCUGCAGUGACACCAUGGGAGUUGAAGAAGAGUGGCCUUGAUCAAUCUCGUGAUCCUCUCAAGGACAGAGUUUACCUUGAUGCUACUGUAUUUGGCUUUGGACAGUGUUGUUUGCAGGUAGUGGGGUUAGUAGUAGACGUAAUGACUCGCUCUCAUCACGUGGUGGGUUGGAAGGUUGGUGCAGUAGCAGUGGCUUUAGAGCGAUAUUAUGGUAUGGUCACUGACGUUGAUGCUCGAUACGAGUUACUCUCCCAGUGUGUUGAUGAUAGAACGGUGCAGGAGGCUGAUCCCAGGAGUCCUGAGUUCAAACAGCAGGGGCGGAUGCCCGAGACGAUACAUCGGAAGUGUGGUAUUGGUAGGUAUGUGAGCACCACUGCACCUGAGGCUAUGUCGGAUUUGGUGGUAGAGCAUAGAGAAGAUCAGAAGCAACGGCUAUUGGAUGCUGGCAUGGACGAAGUCCUCGCUGAUUAUUUUGCCUACAUCUUCUAUAGAGAUCCGAUGAUUAUAUUUAAGGAGCGCAUACAUCUUGAUAAUGAGCACUCUAUUGAGCACUUUGAAGGGAUGUAUUCUACCCAUUGGACUAUCGUUCGUAUCAAGCCUCCACCGGCCAAUCAAGAGGACAUCCACUGGAGGGUGGAGUUACGUACUCCCGAUGUUCAAGUGACGGAUUAUGAGAAUGCUGCUAUUGUCACUGUGGCUGCGUUGUUGGCUAGAGCGAUUGUUAGGCGGGCUGAAGGGCCUGAUGGAAGUGCUGGUGGUCAGGUAUCUGGCCUUAUACCCAUAUCCAAGGUGCGUGAGAAUAUGCUGAGAUCACAGCAGCGUGAUGCUCUGCGGUGUGGGAAAUUCUGGUGGAAUCAUGAAGGCAGUAUAAUGGAGACUUCGAUGGUUGAUAUAUGGUGUGCUCGUGGAGGGUUGUUGGAUGUUUGUAGAAGUGAAUUGAAGAAGGCUAUGGGGGAGGCCGCUGAGUCGUCUCUGGAUGCCGAACUUAUCAAUUUCAUUGAGGCACGAGUUCGAGGAAAGCUGUGUCUUCGGUCAGUUUUCACUUGUGUUUUUAUACAACCAAUGAGGAUCUUGCCAGUAGCUCUCAUCGUAACUGUUGGUGUGGUCGGUGCUGGUGAUGUUAAUUGUACGGAGUUGGGCUUUGACCCGACCAUCCUUAAAUGCGAUACUUGUGUGCGAUUAAGAAGGAAUCUGGAGCUUCAGAAGGAGGCUGAGAGUAUUGAGGAAGACUGUCGGAAGUGCUGCAAUUUGGUGGACGCCAGUGGUCAGAAUGAAAUAUAUGAGAAAGCAGAGUUGGUGACGUCGCGAAUGGCUAUGGAAGCUCGACAAGAUCUCAGUGAUUUUGUGAAGCGGAAAGUGCCGGAAUUGAAAAAACGUGGAUAUGAAAUUACUGUUACGGCGUGGUUUAAGGAUUCCUCUGGUAGGGUUAGCGUUAAGGAGCAGAAGACCUUGGCCGUGUUGCGUCACCCGUUGACGAUGAGUUUGGCGUUUACUCUCUUAUCGUGUAUAAUAUGUGGAGUGCACGUUAUGAAGCAUCUAAAUGCUGGCAGGGUCCGACACGUCUACCUGUCCUUCGCCCUUUAUAGUUUCCUCAAUCUUAUGGUUCAGCACAUGGAGACGGUCCCUGUGCGAAGAGACUAUCCCCUACCUCUGAAGUGGUGCUUGCCUCCUCCUCAGCUAGAUAUGAGGUUCCUUACUGCUAUCCGUGUCGCAGUAUUGCAAUUUGUGUUUUUGAAGCCGAUUUGUGCUGUGAUAGCAAUGUUAUGUUCACUGACUGGCUACUAUAAAGAGGGCGAGAUGAGUGUAUGGGCACCCUUCACGUGGCUGUUCUUUAUCAACCACGCCUCGCUCAGCAUUGCUAUGUAUGCAUUGGCGACUUUCUAUUGGAUGUUGCAAGAUCUUUUGGAGGCCUACCGUCCUCUCUGCAAAUUUGCAUUGAUUAAACUGGUCGUGUUCUUGCCAUGGUUUCAAUAUACUCUAGUUGUGACCAUAUGGUUCAUCUUGGGUCGAUCAUUUAGUGAUGAUGCCUUCACCACCACGAUGGUGUACGAGGGGCUUCUGGAAUGUGUUGAACUGUAUUAA